Molecule: messenger RNA, 1380 nt
Organism: Impatiens glandulifera
Lineage: Eukaryota; Viridiplantae; Streptophyta; Magnoliopsida; Ericales; Balsaminaceae
Product: RNA exonuclease 4-like
Exons: 7
Coding region: 101-1147 (348 amino acids)
Biological process (GO): rRNA processing
Cellular component (GO): nucleus
Molecular function (GO): nucleic acid binding; 3'-5' exonuclease activity
Source: RefSeq, a predicted model, not a curated record
CGGCUAUUAUAAAUACCUGCAUAUCCUCUCCUUCUUCCUCAAGCUCUUUUCAAGUUACUUGUUCAGUUAAUAGCACAACUCUAUCGCUACUAACUUCAUAAUGGACUCCUCAGAGGCAUCACGGAAUAAGUGUGCUGCAUGCUAUAGACAGUUCAACAAAAUGGAGCACUUGGUGGAACACAUGAGAACAUCAUACCACUCCGUUCAUGAACCCAUGUGCGGAGUUUGCAGGAAACACUGCCGAUCAUUCGAAUCACUAAGGGAACAUCUAACUGGGCCCUUGCCAAAGGCAGAAUGUGAAAGGGUUUACAAGGAGAGGGGAUGUGAUAUUUGCUUAACUAUCCUUAGCAGCCGCAGUGCUCUAAGGGUACAUCGAGAGGCUUGCCAACAGUCACGCAUGAAUGGACUGAUUUAUCGCAUGGCUAACAUGGGCAUUUGUGAUGAAAUGAAGAAAGACAACGGAAGAGCUAAGGUUGUCACAAUGGGUUGCAAGAUGGUUGGAGGAGGAAGUGAUGGUUCUCUGGACCUCUGUGCUAGGGUUUGCCUUAUUGAUGAAUAUGAGAAUGUCAUAUUUCACUCAUAUGUCAAACCUCAUCUUCCAAUCACCAACUAUAGGUUUGAAACAACAGGGAUACGACCAGAAUUUAUAAGAGAUGCAAUGCCAUUAAGGCAGGUGUCAAGGAAGAUUCAAGAUUUUCUGUGCAAUGGAGAACCCACCUGGAAAAUUCGUCCUAGAUCAGGAAGAGCUAGGAUCCUUGUUGGUCAUGGUCUAGAUCAUGAUCUAAAAUGUCUAGAAGUCGAUUAUCCAGCUAUAAUGAUCAGGGAUACUGCAAAAUAUCCUCCACUCAUGAAGACAAGCAAGCUUAGCAAUUCGCUCAAGUACCUAACAAAAGCAUACCUCGGAUAUGAUAUUCAAACUGGCGUUCAAGAUCCAUACGAGGACUGUGUUGCAACAAUUAGGCUUUACAUGAGAAUGAAAUCCCAGUUUCAUAGGGCAGAAAACUAUCCUCUAGCAACAGACCCACAAAACAGAAAUACUUUUGCACAAUGGAGGCAAUCUGAGCUCGAGAGGAUGUCCCCUGAGGAUAUGCUGGAAGUUUCAAGGUCUGAUUACUAUUGCUGGUGUUUGGACUCAAAAGAUUACUGAUGAACGCCAAUUCAUUCAAAUGGACAAUGGCGAAGACAAGUGAUGAUAUAGUUAAUUGUCGAGUUAUCACCUAAAAUAAUUAUUUCGUGUAUUCCGUGAAUCGAAUAAUAAAUCAUGUACCUCACCCUCGUUACGAGAGUUGGAAUAUGUACAUGAAUGCUAAUAAUCCUAGUGAAAGCCAAUCAGUCAUGUAAUCAAAGUUAAUAAAGAUUUGAAUCUCAAACUUCUAAUUG